UUCCUCAGCUGUACUGCCGCUCUGCAAACUUGGAGGAAAAAGAAACUGGAAAGUGAAAGGGACUUCACCUACCUGUCAGAGCUGUGGGCACGUAAGGAGGGGAAGGGGCUGUGUGAUUGUGAAUGAUAGGAAACCUUAUGGAAUGCUGGACACAGUGCAUGUGAAACUUAUCUAUUGCAUGUGGACUGGAAGAGUAGCUCCAACAUGCUGGUGUGUGACAUAUGCACACAGGAAGUGUCCUCUGAAGAUGACAUGAAGAGCCAUUUGCUUUUAGCACACAUGGAACAAGACUGUUGGUGUCCUUUCUGUACACUUGCUGGUCUCACAUAUGAUGAACUGAGCCACCACAUUCAAACAGCUCAUGCAGACACCUUGGAGCCAUGGUGUAGUGAUGAGGAGCAGUCUAAGGAUGCCCAUGAUGGUCCAACCUUUUCCAGCAGCAGCUCCAUCAGUACACCAGACAAAGAUCUUGGAACAGGACACCACAUAAAGACUCCUGAAAAACGUUGGGUUCCUCUAGACGUAGAGCUGAAUACCAAGAAAUCACAAAGCAGCUGUAAAGAAGCGGAUGUCCCCAAGAACGCUAAGACUCUCCAUGCAAUUCCAGCAUCAGAAGCCUCUGGACUUGAUAGUGAUCCACCUACGGCAUGUGCAUCCCCCAUUGCUGGCAGUGAAGACCUUGUUAUUGAGUGCCCCUUUUGCAGUGAAACUAAAAACUCUAUAGACAAACUUGAACUACACGUGAGAAGGGAACAUGCAGAUCUCUUGACGUCACCCACUAAAGAACAUGUCAAACAGCAGUACGAAUGCCCCAUGUGUUCUCUGGUCUGUUCCACUGCUAACAUCCUGCAAGAACAUGUGUAUCUGCACUUGGAAGACACCUGUGACACAAAUACAGCUAAGAUCACCAGUGAUUCGAUAUUAGCCAGACAGCUACAGGCUGAAGAAGAUAAAAGGAGAAGAAUAGAAGAGUCAAAGAGAGAGAAAGUAGACUUCCAGAAAUUACAGAGACAGUUUGGCUUAGACAAUUCAGGAGGAUAUCGACAGCAGUCUGUACAAAAUUUAGAAAGAGCAGUUGCAAGAGGACGAAUGCGCCCCAUGGAUUUUCACCUGCAUAAAGCUGAAAUGAUGGAAUCUUUAGCUACAGGUGUAGAUGAUGGUAGAACAAAGACUUCAGGAGUUAUAGAAGCUUUACGUCAGUAUUACAACAUUGCUGGGCCAGAAGUGCGUCGGGUCUGGCUUUGCUCUCCAUUGGACCACUUCAGCAGUUCUGCAGGAGAUAAAGGAUGGGGCUGCGGCUUUCGAAAUUUUCAAAUGCUACUUUCUUCCAUUUUGAUCAGCGAUACAUACAAAGACAUCUUACAAGAUUUUAGAUACAUCCCCUGUAUACCGAAGAUUCAAGCUAUGAUUGAAGAUGCCUGGAAGGAAGGUUUUGAUCCUCAAGGUGCCUCUCAUUUCAAUGGUAAAUUGCAGCGCACCAGGGCUUGGAUCGGCGCAUCUGAGAUAUAUGGUCUUCUAACCUCUCUGAAACUGAAAUGUCGAAUUCUUGACUUUCACACACCUAGUGGUCCAUCAGGAACACAUCCCCUCUUGUUUGAAUGGGUUUUAAAUUAUUAUGCAUCUGAUACUAGAGGAGCUGAAGGCAAGGUAGUGUGCUCCUCCAAGCCAGCCAUUUACCUUCAGCACCAAGGUCACAGUCGCACUAUUGUGGGAAUUGAAGAGAGGAAAAAUAAAUCCUACUGCCUUUUACUGUUCGAUCCUGGCUGUCCGUCGGACGCUAUGCAGAGACUGACUAAGAAAAACGUAGAUGCUGCAGAUCUCAAACACUUUAGGAAAUAUGUUGGUGGCCUAAAACAUAAGCAGUACCAGAUUGUGGCAGUAGAGGGCAUUCUCUCCCCAGAGGAAAAGGCAGUCCGUUUACAGAUGUCUAAAGUUUUUCGAGCUGAAAGAAUUCCUUAAAGAAAAUUUUCCAGCCUUUAGUCGUGCAAUAAAUUUAAAUGGAAACAUUUACCCUAAACUGUCUGAUGGGUCUAUUCCUGUUUUAUAACAGUACUCACACUGGCUUGGAUCAGCUUUUAGAUAAAUAUAUAUAUUUUUAAACAUUUUGUAAUGGUCUCAUAUGUAUGUAUGUUUGUAAAAAUAAAUGUGCUAAAGCAAUGCU
Messenger RNA from Bufo bufo (common toad), 2161 nucleotides. It is a transcript of the gene ZUP1, whose product is annotated as zinc finger containing ubiquitin peptidase 1. Bases 205 to 1959 code for a protein of 584 amino acids. NCBI's taxonomy places the organism in Eukaryota, Metazoa, Chordata, Amphibia, Anura, Bufonidae. The record is from RefSeq and is a predicted model, not a curated record. The transcript is spliced from 10 exons.